CUAUCUCUUUCACGCUCUCCUUUCUCUCCCCUGUCAAUCGAAAAUCUGUUCUCUCUGAACACGCGCAGUUGAUCAGCGUCACCCCAACCCCACCAUGAGGGCCAAGUGGAAGAAAAAACGUAUGAGGAGACUGAAGCGCAAGCGCCGCAAGAUGAGACAGAGAUCUAAAUAGGCUGUUUGCCGGUUUAAGGAGUUGUAGCUUACAGUAGCCAGCCGCUGCGUUUUGGAGCUGCACACUCACCGCCACAAGUAGCCUUACUUAGACUGGUAGGCAAGCUUCGAUGACGGAUGGUAGAAAAAAUUUCAAUGCACAUUUUCAUCGGCUUGCUUGGGGACAGCUUCAGCAGUGAGUCGCAGUUGAAGUGCAAGAGAAUGAGCAGCUGCAGGAAUGGAGCGUCUCAGAUACGUUUGAAAUUUGGACUCGCCCUUCGCGUUGGGACCUUGUUUCCAAAACUGUAUACUUGGGGAGCAGAUUUCAAGGCAACCUUACUGAACUUGCUUUUGUUACUCUGCUUCGUCGGGAAAAACAAUUACAUUGUAAGAUGUGAGUUUUUGAAAGAAUUUCGCACUUUGAUACUACCUCUUAUUCAC
This is a messenger RNA of Marchantia polymorpha subsp. ruderalis, 591 nucleotides long. Lineage: Eukaryota; Viridiplantae; Streptophyta; Marchantiopsida; Marchantiales; Marchantiaceae. The record is from the annotation of a GenBank genome assembly.